UGGUUCUGUGGUUACAAAUGUAGAUAAAUUGUGACUUGUGAUUGUUAUUAGUGUUUAUCGUAGUUAUUUCUAUUUUAUUUAUUUAUCUUGUGAUAGUGGCAUUUGGUUAUUUGCUGAUGUUUGUUACAAAAAUCUAAUACAUAACCCUGUACUUUAUUACAUAUAUAAAUUUGGAUUUAAUUAUAAUUAAAAAAAUAACAAAUCCAUUUAAUUACAUACCCUCAAGGAUCUGUGCUAUUUUAUUUUUUACAUUGAGAAUACAAUAGCUGUAUAGUAUUAAUAACUAUUGUAAAUAUAGACUUUGCACCAUCUAAUCAUACAUCAUAGACUGUUAAGCAUAGUCGUGACUUGUAGUGUUCUAGAUCUGUUUUCUCUAAUAAAAUAGUAAAUUAUAUUACAUUUUAUAAAAUGAAUUUUCGUUAUUCUAAUAUAAAUUCCGUUGGUUGGUAUUUAAAAUAUGUAGGUUUACCGCUAACUUUAUGUAUUACUAUACAUACUUUAAUUUCUCGUUUAUCAAAUAAAAGGCGAAGAGCUGCUUUACAAAAGAAGGUCGUUGUAAUUACUGGUGCCAGUUCUGGUAUAGGGGAAGCAUUAGCACAUUCGUUUUAUGAGCAAGGAAGCACAGUGGUUUUAGCAGCACGACGGAAGACAGAACUUGAUAGGGUUAAAAAGGAGUUGAUGUCUAAAAAAGUGCCUUUUCAAGUCCAAGAACCAGUGGUGUUGGAGUUAGAUCUAUCCAACCUUGAUAAUAUGGGUCUAUUUGUUAAACAAGUAUAUGAAUCUUGUGGCCAUAUUGAUAUUUUGAUUAACAAUGGUGGCAUAUCUCAUCGUGCUUCUAUUUUAGAUACAGAUAUUAAAGUUUAUAAACAGAUAAUGGAUGUAAAUUAUUUUGGUUCUGUAGCAUUAACUCAAGCUGCUCUUCCAAAAAUGGUAGAGAGAAGAAUUGGUCAUAUUGUGUUUAUAAGUUCUGUGCAGGGACUUAUAGCUAUUCCACGGCGUUCCGCAUAUGCUGCAUCUAAACAUGCUAUUCAAGCAUUUGCAGAUUCUCUUCGUGCAGAAAUGCAUAAAUACUGCAUCGAUGUAUCAGUUAUUAGUCCAGGAUAUGUUAAGACCGCUGUAUCCCUGAAUGCUCUCACUGGCAGUGGUAGUGUACAUGGUGUUAUGGAUGAAAGUACAGCCGCCGGCUUCACACCAGAAUAUGCUGCAGAGAAGUUUUUAGAUAUGAUAGUGAACAAAGAAAAAGAAAGUGUGUUAAGUCAACUGACACCAAACAUAGCAAUAUAUUUAAGACAUCAUUUACCAUCAUUAUAUUUCUUUGUUAUGGCUAAAAGGGCAAGCAGUACAAAUGAAAUAUAAACUAUUCAGUCUACUUUUAAUACAUCUAGUCUCAGGAAUAUUCAUAAAAUUGUAGCUGCACUGUUCAUUUCUCUGCAUGUUUUAGGAUACUGGAUCAAUCUAAAAGGCAAACUGAAUUCUUUUGCAAUCAGUAACUGAGUCCUUAACAGUCUUAAUUAAACAUCGUAAUUUAUAAGUACAUUGAUUUGAUAUUAUCAGAAAUUCUUUGGUACAGGUAAACACAAAAAUAAUGUUUAGUUUGGUUAUAUACAAUUUAUUUAACUACAUUAAAUAAAUUAGGUAUGGUUUCGUAAUAGAAAAAACACAGGGUUUAGAUUUGGUUUAGUUGGUAAAAGUAGUUUUUUUAUGGUGAAUGGUCAUUUGAGGUAUAUAAAAAA
Molecule: messenger RNA, 1733 nt
Organism: Achroia grisella
Lineage: Eukaryota; Metazoa; Arthropoda; Insecta; Lepidoptera; Pyralidae
Product: dehydrogenase/reductase SDR family protein 7-like
Exons: 5
Coding region: 409-1356 (315 amino acids)
Cellular component (GO): membrane
Molecular function (GO): oxidoreductase activity
Source: RefSeq, a predicted model, not a curated record